Messenger RNA from Paecilomyces variotii, 1821 nucleotides. RefSeq lists its product as hypothetical. The record is from RefSeq and is a predicted model, not a curated record. The coding region runs from base 1 to 1821 and encodes 606 amino acids. The transcript has 5 exons. NCBI's taxonomy places the organism in Eukaryota, Fungi, Ascomycota, Eurotiomycetes, Eurotiales, Thermoascaceae.
AUGGCAAGCGGGCAAGAAUCCGCGGCGAACAAGUCAUCGGGCUCUUCCAAUCGCUAUACCAAUAAUAAUCAAGAAUUGUCGACUUCCAAAUCCUUGGCGCCAUCAGAUCGCCCAUCUUUCACCUUCAUCGAUCACGAUGAUGACUUGACGUCCAAGAGGAUCAAAGACGCCAAUGCCCGGAAGGCCAUCCGCUCGCAUGUUAUGCGAGAUGUGCGCCGUCGGGAGCGUCUCGCCGGACUGAAGAGAACCCCGAAACGGGAGGAUCGAGGAACUUCAGGAGCUUCAGGAACGAAGGCUGUUUCGAAACGGCAGAAGUCUACGGACGAGUCGAGGCAGCAUGAGCUGCCGUUCAGAGAGUCCUCCACGCAGGACGAGACAGAGUCGACGUCUGCCAUGGAUGUCGUCAACACGAGCCCCGGACAGUAUCCCGUUCUGUGGACAGGGCCUGAUACAAUGCCCAGCCGCGCCAUCAGCCCUCAGGCCAUUCCGAAGUCAUGGUUCUUUGAUCCGUUCUGUACCUUGCCUGGUGCAAGUGAAAUGCCAUCCGUGGUCGACCAUUUGAUUUCUCAUGUGGCGACUGUUUUCAUUCCGAUGACAUUCCCUGUUGAGCAUAAGGCACCAGGGGAGGUUCAGAUGUCACUCAUGGUGGCAUCCGCUCUCUCCGAUCCAGGCAGCUUUUUCGGCCUGAUGAGCAUGAGUGCUGCUCAUAGGGCCAUACUCGCGGGACGUCACGGGGAUCUAGUCGAUUCAUCAGAAGACGGAUACCGCGUCCUUCAUGAGCCCGAUUAUUAUAUUAUGAAAGCGAGAUGUAUCCGGGAAAUGAAUGCCAAAGUGCAGGAUCCUAAAAGAGCACUCAGCAAUGAGGCUUUUGAUACUAUCAUCAAUCUUUUGUGUGGCGCGUUGAUAGUGGGUCUCUUCGAUGAGGCCAGGGUACAUUUGAAAGGCCUACGAAGGAUGGUAGAAUUACGUGGAGGAAUCACCAAUAGCAGUUUGAAAAACGCCGCUGGGCUUGUGAGCGCUAUCCAGACAUGUGAUAUCAAAACAGCCAAUGGGCUCCAGAGCAAGCCCAUCUUUCCUUUGGCCUGGGUUCCCCAACCGUUGCCUCCCCGGGUCCUCCAGCGCAUCACUCCUCCGCCUGCAUCGCCACUGCAUCAACUCGGAACGAGACUCAUGGCAAAUAGCCUGCUAAGCUCGCCUUUGAAGAGGGCAUUACAAGGAUUGCAUACCAUGAUGUUCUUCGACGACUUCAAUCGCCGUGAUCCGCAAGGGCUAACUCAGGAAGAGCGGGAAUUAUUGCGCAUGUUGAUGUUUGAGACAGAGCACGAACUCGCAAGCUAUUAUUACCGUCCUCCUUCGAAAGGGGGGUUUGAAGGUGGGGCAGAGAAUCUCCAUCCCAUCGAAGUGGUCGCCCGCAUCUCCUCGACAUGUUUUAUCAAUCUUUUCUUUAUCGUGUCUCCCCCUUCCUCGGGAAUGGGACGAGCAUUGACCAACCAUCUGAAAAAUGCGAUCGACCGCUGCGUAACUACUGUCUUGCCUCAACUGCCAUCAGAAUGCUAUGAUCUGGUGGCAUGGGCCCUUCUCGUCGGUGCGCAUGGUGCCGCUGGACAGCCCGAGCGGCCAUGGUUUGUCCAACACCUCACCCAUAUCAUUGAGGUGCAAGGAUGGCGUAGAUGGGAAGACUUAUCGGGAAUCCUGACAGGAUAUUUCUACGCUCCAUCGCUACAUGAUAUGAUCUGGCAGCCUAUCUGGAGUGAAGCGAUGUCGUGGCUGGCUUCCUCUCAUAGGGCGUCAGAAGUAGUUGAAGGCUUCGAGCAAUUUUGA